UUUGAGAAAACAUCAACAUGACAAUCGGUUUUUUGUAAAAGUUCUGUUGCGUAUUUUUUUCAUUUUCCUAAAGUUAUUGAAGAUGAAUUAACUAUUGAAUCUUAAAAAUCCAUUCCGAUAAGUGUAUGACAUAGACAGCUUAUAUCUAAUCUUAGUAAAUCAGGGAUAAAGCAAUCUAUGUAAAAUGUCGGCGGACCCACUUUUUGGCUGGGAUCUAACUUUCAAGACUGUUGAAAGAGAUAUAAAGAGAAGUUCAGAUGUUCUAGUUGCGUUUAUUCACUGGAAUUUGACUAAGAGAGGAUUUCGUACAAUCGGUAUAGGUGACGAGAGGACCCUGACUGGAGAUGAAGAUAAGAGCGAGGUGCUUCCUACAGGGUGGAACGACAAUGACAACUACACCCUGCGCUAUGUGCUGGACGGGAAGCUCUACAUACUGCAUGGACUGAUUACUAAUGGGAAUCUCAUUGUCAACUUAAUGAGAUCUGAAGAUUUAGCCGUGUCAAACUUGGCUGUAAACAUUGAAGACACUGUUAAGGCUAUGUCGGGGUCCAUCGACAAAAUGAUACCCAACCACAAGGAAUUGAUGUUCAAUAUCAAAAGGGACCUUAUAGGUUCCAUUACUGACCGUCCAACAGCCACUGUCGAAACACAGACUUCUAGAAAUGAAAACAACAGAAGGCCACCUGAUGAUCCUCUGAGGGUGCCUCCCCGGCCCGGUCUACGCCCCGAGAGCCCCACCAGGCCAGACCUGUGGCACAUGCCAGAAGUGAACCCGUACAACGUGGGCCGCAGCGACCUGGACCCGUUCGCGGCGGGCCCGGGCGUCGGCGGCGGCGGCGGCAUGCUGUUCAACCCGUUCGGCCCACGUCGCGACCCAGAGAACCCCGGGCUGGGCAUACCUGGAGGAUUGCCCAGGGGUGCAGUGCCACCGGGAGCCAGAUUCGACCCAUUCGGGCCGCCGGGCGCUCCGCCAAUCAGAGGCCGAAGACCGCCGCCUGAUGCAGACCACUUCCCGCCGCCCGGGAACUUUAAUGACCACAUGUUUAUGUAGUCUAUAUGAAUUAAUCAUUGAACACAAUAUAAUUUCCAUUAACGUUUAGUAAGUCAUGGGAUUUAAAUGAUAAUAAAAUGUUUUGUUGGUAUACUGAA
Plutella xylostella (diamondback moth) is the source of this 1149-nucleotide messenger RNA. RefSeq names its product Proteasome inhibitor 31 kDa (gene PI31). The record is from RefSeq and is a predicted model, not a curated record. Lineage: Eukaryota; Metazoa; Arthropoda; Insecta; Lepidoptera; Plutellidae. Gene Ontology annotation, molecular function: endopeptidase inhibitor activity; proteasome binding. Gene Ontology annotation, biological process: proteasome-mediated ubiquitin-dependent protein catabolic process.